This is a messenger RNA of Callorhinchus milii (elephant shark), 5217 nucleotides long. RefSeq names its product gamma-aminobutyric acid (GABA) B receptor, 2 (gene gabbr2). Lineage: Eukaryota; Metazoa; Chordata; Chondrichthyes; Chimaeriformes; Callorhinchidae. Gene Ontology annotation, cellular component: membrane; G protein-coupled receptor heterodimeric complex. The transcript has 19 exons. Gene Ontology annotation, molecular function: G protein-coupled GABA receptor activity. The coding region runs from base 1 to 2823 and encodes 940 amino acids. The record is from RefSeq and is a predicted model, not a curated record. Gene Ontology annotation, biological process: gamma-aminobutyric acid signaling pathway; G protein-coupled receptor signaling pathway.
AUGAGGAUGGAUCCAGACACCAGGACCUACAGUUCGGGGCUAUUUGCUGCGGUCUCCUGGCGCUCCGUGGCCCGCUUUGGCACGCUGCUGUUGCUGUGGGGCUGGGCAGGGGGUCCCGGCUCGGCUCUGACACUCAAGACCAGCGCCUCGAAGCUGGAAGCCGAUUCCAAGCUGCCCAUCAUGGGGCUGAUGCCCAUCAACAAGACGCUGGCGGUGGAGAGCAUAGCAGAGGGCAUCCUACCCGCAGUCCAACUGGCCACAGAACAUGUCCGCGACAAAUUCCUACCCAACACCAGCAAACUGGUCCUGGAGUGGUACGAGACUGAGUGUGAUAAUGCUAAAGGACUCAAAGCCUUCUUUGAUGGCAUCAAGUAUGGACCUAAGCACCUGAUGAUAUUUGGAGGAGUUUGUCCAUCUGUUACAUCCAUCAUCGCUGAAUCCCUUAAAGAAUGGAACUUGGUCCAGCUUUCCUUCGCUGCCACCACACCCGUCCUUGCUGAUAAGAAAAAAUAUCCUUAUUUCUUCCGGACUGUGCCGUCAGAUAAUGCUGUCAAUCCUGCGGUUGUCAAGUUCCUGAAAAGCUUUCAAUGGCGUAGGGCGGGGACCCUAACCCAGGAUGUCCAGCGCUUUUCAGAGGUGAGGAACGAUCUGACAAAUGAACUGGAGAAAGCAGAUAUUCAGAUUGCAGACACCGAGAGUUUUUCUAAUGAUCCCUGCCCGAGCGUCAAAAAGCUUAAGGAUAAUGAUGUCCGAAUUAUUCUUGGCCAGUUUGAUGAACAUAUGGCAGCGAAGGUAUUUUGCUGUGCCUAUAAUCUGAAUGUGUAUGGAAUUAAAUACCAGUGGAUCAUCCCUGGCUGGUAUCAGCUCAACUGGUGGAAACUGACCACUUCCAAUAACUGCACGGUGAAACACCUCCUGACUGCCAUGGAGGGAUAUGUAGCUGUGGAUUUUGAGCCGCUCAGUACUAAAAACAUCAGGACAAUAUCUGGGCUGACACCUCAAGAGUAUGAACGAGAGUACAAUAAGAUGAGGGGCAGUGCUGAAUACAGCAAAUUUCAUGGUUUUGCAUAUGAUGGAAUCUGGGUGAUCGCCACAACAUUACAGAGAGCCAUGGAUAGCUUGAGGCGGCACAGUCAUCCACGGAUAAUCCGGAACUUUAACUAUGUCAAUGCGGACCUUGGCCAAAUCUUUCUGGAUUCCAUGAACGAAACCAACUUCUUUGGUGUCACUGGGCAGGUUGUGUUCAGGAAUGGAGAGCGCAUGGGGACCAUCAAAUUCUCGCAGUUCCAAGAUAAAGUCGAAGUGAAAGUUGGAGAAUAUAAUGCUAUCGCUGACUCAUUGGAGCUAAUUAAUGAUACCCUCAGGUUUCAAGGUUUGGAGCCUCCGAAAGACAGGACGAUAGUACACCGUCAGCUGCGUCAGAUGUCCGUCACCCUGUACAGUAUUCUUUCCGCUCUGACCGUCUUGGGAAUGUUCAUGUCCAGUGCUUUUCUCUUCUUCAACAUUAAAAAUAGAAACCAUAAGUUGAUCAAGAUGUCCAGUCCCUACAUGAACAACCUUAUUAUCCUGGGAGGGAUGCUUUCUUAUGCAUCCAUCUUCCUUUUUGGCCUUGAUGGAUCAUUUGUAAAGCCUAACACAUUUGAGACUCUGUGUACAGUUAGAACCUGGAUCCUUACAGUUGGCUACACAACAGCAUUUGGAGCAAUGUUUGCAAAGACAUGGAGAGUCCACGCCAUAUUCAAAAACGUGAAAAUGAAGAAGAAGAUCAUCAAGGACCAGAAGUUGAUGAUCAUUGUGGGUGGCAUGCUGCUCAUCGAUCUCUGCAUCCUCAUUUGCUGGCAGGUGGUGGAUCCCCUGAAGAGGACUGAGGAGGAAUACCCCCUGGAGCCAGACCCCGGUGACAGAGAUUUUGCAAUCCGUCCAUUCCUGGAACACUGUGAGAAUACCAACAUGUCCAUUUGGCUAGGCAUCGUCUAUGCCUACAAAGGCCUUCUUAUGUUAUUUGGAUGUUUCCUCGCUUGGGAGACUCGGAAUGUCAGCAUCCCUGCGCUGAAUGACAGCAAGUACAUUGGGAUGAGUGUUUAUAAUGUGGGAAUCAUGUGCAUUAUAGGAGCUGCAGUUUCUUUCCUUACACGGGACCAGCCGAAUGUCCAGUUCUGUAUUGUGGCUCUGGUCAUCAUUUUCUGCAGUACCAUCACUCUCUGCCUGGUCUUUGUGCCAAAGCUGAUUACACUAAGAACAAACCCAGAUGCAGCCACUCAGAACCGAAGACUGCAAUUCACACAGAAUCAGAAAAAAGAAGAUUCAAAGACAUCAACCUCGGUAACAAGUGUGAACCAGGCAAAUACAUCUCGAUUUGAGGGACUUCAAACCGAUAACCAUCGUCUGCGGAUGAAGAUCACAGAGCUUGACAAAGAGCUUGAAGAGGUUACAAUGCAGCUACAAGAUACACCGGAAAAGAGCCAGUACAUUAAACAAAACCACAUGCAGGAGCUCAACAACAUCCUGAGUACACGCAAUUUCACAGAUGGAAAAGACAGCGAGAAGCCUCUCUUGAAAAACCACCAUGAUCAGCGGUCACAGGCACCAUGGGGCACCACAUUGGAGACUUCCAGAACAAACAAAGAUGUCAUAGAAGACAUCAACUCUCCAGAACAUAUACAACGCAGACUGUCUUUGCAGCUACCCAUUCUUCAUCAUGCCUACUUGCCAUCGAUAGGUGGAGUCGAUGCAAGUUGUGCCAGUCCGUGUGUUAGUCCCAAUGCCAGCCCUCGGCACAGACAUGUCCAGCCGUCAUUUCGAGUCAUGGUUUCCGGGCUGUAAAGAAAAGGCUUGCAGCCUGAACUGAUGAGUACUCAGCAUUUGGACUGUGUACCCCACCUAGUUCUCUGCUACGUACACGAUGCACGCUCUCCAUACCACAGAGGAAUAGGCAUUUGAAACAGACACAACUGGGUUCCUGAGCCAGCUUGUGUGGUCUGAGAGAGAUGCCCUGAAUCUGACCUGUAGCCUUAUCUGUGAAGUUUUUGUUUCUGCAUAAACUGGAUGUAUGUUUCCUUCCCAGAAAGAGUGAUGGGUUUUCUUAAGGAAGCAGGGACUGUCGUUUUAUCGAAACUGCACAGUUUAUUUUACAUGCCACAAUCAAUAGAGGGAGACAAAAUGUGAGUUGCUAUGCAAAAUCUAAUGUAUAAAUGCAGGUUCACAACCAACAUAGAAACUAAAAUUUAAAUUUUGGCGUAGAAGCAAAUAUUGUCACCAUUUCUGCACCGGCACACGCACCAAAUGUAUUCUCUAAUAGACCAAUAAGCAAAAUGUUGUAGUGGAGAAUGGAGUUCUGUAAUAAAUAUAUGUAACAUGGGAGUGCGGAUCUUCUAUGGAAACAUAUAAUUUGGUCAGAAAGACAUAUACAAAUAAGUCACUGGGGUCUUUUGAACAUGACACCUGAGCAGUAUAUAGAUUAAUAUAGAAGUGAACUAAUUGUCAGCUUUGAUCAAAGGUGAUUUGUGUCACCUGAAAGUGUUCUGCUUGUGUUCACACUUGUCUACCUUUUGUGCUACACUCUAUCAUUUGCUGGUGUGAGGCAUUGAUGACUUCAAGUUCUGGUACGCAUUCUUAGUGUUAAAGCCUGGCAUUGCCUUGUGGUUAAACUAAAUAAUGGUCCUCAAUGGUAACUGUGUCAAUGUGGUCACAGACAUAGUUUGGAAGUAACAGAAGAAGUGGACAAUCAAUAAUGAACUUUGUUACUCUGUGUUCUGUUUUUUGUUCACUACUUAAAUUUAUCAAGCUUGGAUUCUCCCAUUGUAUAUACACACCAUCAGGGUUAGUAUAUUUACCAGCAAGCGGAGAAUAACCCUCAUUAAGUCUACCUCUGUCUCCCUCAGUAUAUUCAUUCAUGAUUACCUUGGUUAACAUAUACCAUGACAGCUUGAAGAGCAAUUCACUGUUCACACUGAUUAAGUAUAGGAACAGAAGAGGACAUUCAGCUCACUGAAGAGAUCAUUCAGCCUAUUGAGCCUGUUCUGCCACAUUAAUAGAUCAUGGUAGAUCUUUUUAUUCUACUUCCUGCUUUUCUCCCUCAAUACCCUUCUAAAUAUCAAUCCAUUUUCCUUUUAAACAUCCUAAUGGGUUCUGCAUACUACCUUCUGGGCAGUGCAUUCCACAUUCUCAUCAAUGAAAUGAGUGACGUAGGCAGACAUGGGCAGAUAUUAUUAUCUGCUAAUCUAACAGGUUGGAAGCUGUAACACCACCCCCCGCCACACACACACACACACACACACACACAAGCUAAUUGGAUUUCUUUAAAUCCAAAGGUAUGAUAUGGGAAAUUCAAGUGUAGGCUGUGAGCUACAGUACAAUUGUUAAUACAAUUAACAGGUGUCAACAGAAGUGAUAAGAAGCAUUUGAAUAUUGAAGUAAUAUUUAUUGCUACUGACUUAAUAUUUGUAUAUAACGUAAAUUGACAUUUUGAUCACGUCCAAAACCCCCAGUGAAGUGCAGGUAUACACUUUCCUGAGAGACAAUUUCACAUUUCAGUCAAGGUAGUAAAAUCCUAUGUUCAUUUGUUCCAAAAGAGCAUGCUCAGUGCAUUGAUUCACCGGUCAUAAUAAGCUUCCAAGUACCGUUGUGAAGACAUGUUUUGUGGUAUCCUGAAUGGUGACCUUGGCUGUUAAUGUAUUUCCCUGCCUCCUUAAUUCAACUUUAACCAGGUUUAUUUCUGAAGACACCAGAUCAUACGGAAGGAGGACUGAAUACUGUAUAUAAUGUAUACACACGUUCUCUGUAGAAAUAUUAUUCUAACAUAGCAGGAAAACAAACAAAAAGUAUUGACUGUUGGAGGUGAGCGUGUGUGUGUCUGUGACUGUCUGUGAAUACUGACUGUGUGCAGUUUAUUAGGUUUAAACCAUGCAGUACAUUUCUCUGUCUUAAUGAUACAGUAGUUAUUUCCCAUAAGGAAAUAUUUUUAUUUCCUGCAAAUAUCAAAGACCCACAAAGUAAUAUAGUUAUUUAAUGUUUCUGUUCUUUUAUACAGCAGCAAAAAAAAGGGUAAACUUAUGAGGAGGCUGUGCCCUGACGGCAUUUUCCAAAUCAUAUUAGUGCACAAAUGCUUUAAACUAUACUGGAACUGCCAGGAUAAACUGUAAAUGAACAGAAGGUUUCUUGUACCCUUAUACUGCAUGAAUUUUUAAUAAAUUGUUGCAAAUCUGUUUUUAUGAAUAA